Molecule: messenger RNA, 1488 nt
Organism: Phalacrocorax carbo (great cormorant)
Lineage: Eukaryota; Metazoa; Chordata; Aves; Suliformes; Phalacrocoracidae
Source: RefSeq, a predicted model, not a curated record
GGGGCGGGUGGAGGCAAGGCUGGAGAGCGGAACUGAAAGCCUGCACAGCCCAGCCUGCCAGGUUGCUGCCCUGCAGGCACUGCCCCAGCACCCCAGGACCCCAUGCCAAGGCAGGAUGGAGGAUUUAGAUGCUUUGCUGGCAGAACUGGAGCAGAGCUCUCGCCCAGCCUCCAAGGACUGCACACUGCAGGCACCAAGCUCCUGCAAGCAGGAUCCAGCCACAGCCAGGCCCCCAGCCCCCCGUGGCCAUGAGCCACUUGCCUCGUCAGCCCUGAAGGUGCAGCUGCCACCUCGGGCUCAGCCUCCAGGAGAGACUUUGAAGACAGUGUACAGCAAACCUACGCCAGACCCGCAGCUACUGCUCCCCUCGCCCCCACCCACGGUGGCCGCCCAGCAGCUGGAUGAGCUCCUGGCCGACCUGGGCCACAUGCAGAGCAAGCUCGUGACUGUAGGGCAGGGAGCCGGCGUGCCAGCGGAGCCCUCGCUGGACAACAUGCUGGGCAGCCUCACCCGGGACCUGCAGGAGCUCGGCAUCACAGCCGCUCCCGCUGGCGUCUGUGGCGCCUGCUGCAAGCCCAUCACUGGCAAGGUGCUCACUGCCCUGGGCAAAACCUGGCACCCCGAGCACUUUGCCUGUGACCACUGCGGGCGGGAGCUAGGCAGCCAGCCCUUCUUCGAGCGGGGCGGGCAGGCGUUCUGUGAGGAGGACUACCACCAGGCCUUCUCCCCCCGCUGUGCCUACUGUGCCAGCCCCAUCCGUGAGAAAGUCCUCACAGCCCUGGACCAGACCUGGCACCCCGAGCACUUCUUCUGUGCCCACUGCGGGAAAGUGUUCGGAGAUGACGGUUUCCACGAGCGGAAUGGGAAGCCCUACUGCCGCCAGGACUUCCUGGCCAUGUUUGCCCCAAAAUGCCAGGGCUGUGAGCGCCCCGUGACAGACAAUUACCUGUCAGCCCUGCAGGGCGUGUGGCACUCCGAGUGCUUCGUGUGCGCGGAGUGCCUGUGCAGCUUCGCCAGCGGCUCCUUCUUCGAACUGGAGGGUCGGCCCUACUGCGAGCUGCACUUCCACCAGCGGCAGGGCAGCAUCUGCCACGGCUGCAGCCGCCCCGUGACCGGCCGCUGCAUCACAGCCGCGGGGCGCAAGUACCACCCCGAGCACUUCAUCUGCGCCUACUGCCUGGGCCAGCUGCAGAAAGGCACCUUCCGUGAGCGUGGCAACAAGAUGUACUGCCAGGCCUGUGACAACAAGCUCUUCCUCUGACCCCCAGCACCUGCUCAGCACAUAGCCACCGCUCCUGCCUGGUGUCCUGGCACCAGCCCUGCUGAGCUAAACAUCCCUUGUAUUGCCCCACCCAAUGGCCCUGGCAUCGGUCCUGCUGAGCCAAACGGCCCCAGCAUCAUUCCCCAUCCCCCUCCCCCCCAACGCAUUCCUAGCAUUGUCCCAGCCAAGCCACACAGCCUGGCACUUAUCCUCUCUACCUGAAGCAA